Magallana angulata is the source of this 771-nucleotide messenger RNA. Its product is annotated as cancer-related nucleoside-triphosphatase-like. The transcript has 5 exons. NCBI's taxonomy places the organism in Eukaryota, Metazoa, Mollusca, Bivalvia, Ostreida, Ostreidae. The coding region runs from base 92 to 700 and encodes 202 amino acids. Gene Ontology annotation, molecular function: ATP hydrolysis activity. The record is from RefSeq and is a predicted model, not a curated record.
ACUUUUAUAAUCUACUUUCACUUUCAUUUUAAUCCACACGUCGAAAAUGUGAAGAUUUGAAUACUAGUAAUCAUAAGCUGCUAUCGUUGCAAUGGCAACAAGUGCUUCAAAUCGAGGAAUCCGACAUGUGGCAUUAACAGGAAGACCAGGGAUAGGAAAAACAACUUUGAUAAAGAAAAUCCACAGUGCUCUUAGCAAAACUGGAGUGGAGGUGAGAGGGUUCUAUACAGAGGAGCUUCGUGAAAGUGGGCAGCGAAUAGGAUUUGAUGUUGUAACCUUAGAUGGUAACCGAGGACCGCUUGCCAGAGUACAAGAGAGUGAGAGUGGGACUGUUUCAAAUAAACGGAGCUAUUUGGUUGGAAAGUAUGAAGUACAACCCAACUCUUUUGAAAACACAGCACUUCCUACCCUGAGGAUUCCAAAGAAUGCACAGACAGAAUCCAAGUCUCAAGUGUUUAUCAUCGAUGAGAUAGGGAAAAUGGAACUCUUCAGUCAAUCUUUUGUAUCUAUGGUAAGGGACGUUCUAAAGAAUCCAAAAUCAACCAUCAUUGCUACAAUACCUGUUCCCAAAGGCCGACCAAUACCUUUUGUGGAAGAAAUCAGGAACCAUACACAAGUUCAAGUUUUUACAGUUACCAUGGAAAACAGAGACAAGUUACUUGAGGACAUUAUGGGAACAUUACACAAUGUGACUGGAUAGGGGAGACUACUGUACAGGGGGGAGGGCAUCUUUGUAAAUAUAGAAAAAUAAAGUUGUUUGAAAAAGAAAAA